Molecule: messenger RNA, 1371 nt
Organism: Marasmius oreades (fairy-ring Marasmius)
Lineage: Eukaryota; Fungi; Basidiomycota; Agaricomycetes; Agaricales; Marasmiaceae
Exons: 11
Coding region: 97-825 (242 amino acids)
Biological process (GO): defense response
Cellular component (GO): extracellular region
Source: RefSeq, a predicted model, not a curated record
AUCUAGUUCCAAUCCCAUUCCGAAUAUCGUAUCCCUGUAUCCCCCAGCGAACGACGCCUUCCUAUCGCCUACGAAAUAGCCUCGAAAGACAGAAACAUGACCGCCCAACUCGUGAACGCGAUUACUGUAGCUGUUGCGGCAGCAACCGGCAACGCUAGAGUAUUCGUUGUCAAGAAUAAUUGUCCGUAUACGAUUUGGCCGGCUAUCUACACGGACUCUAGCACGGGACCGCCGCCGAAUCACACCACUGGAUGGGAAGCCCCACCUGGGAGAUCAGUCAGAUUUACAGUUCCGAAUGAUUGGAAGUCCGGUCGAAUCUGGGGCCGAACGGGUUGUUAUUUUGAUAAGGAUCCUGGACCUUCUUCGUGUAUCACUGGCGGGUGUGUCGGGGGUCUGGAGUGUACUCAGCCUGGCACUCCACCGGCAGCUGUCGCCGAAUGGACUCUACAAGGGGAUCGUGAUUUUUACGAUGUUUCUCUCGUAGACGGGUCAAAUGUACCCAUGUCGAUUACGAACGACGUUGGAUGUCCUAUUGCGGACUGUCCGGUCGAUUUGAACGGGGACUGCCCAGCACCUUUAAGAGGACCUUCCGCACCCGAUGGUAACAACGCAGGUUGUACAAGUGCUUGCUUCGCCAAUUUGGAUGGGAAUCCGACGGAUUCUGCAAACUGUUGUAGCGGAACCCAUAAUACAACUGCCACUUGUCCUUCUAGUGGCGUUCAGUUCUAUGAUUACUUCAAAAGCCGCUGUAAUAAUUCCCAUGCAUACGCGUUCGACGAGAAGACAAACACUUGUGAUUCGAGGUUGAAAGCCAGCUACACGUAGUGAUGUGCGGGCUCGGGCUCAGGCCCUAGGCCGGCCCGAGCCGAGCCCUAGGCUUCACAAGCCGAGCCGAGCCCUAGCCAGGGCUUUGCAGGGCCCAAGGCUCGGGCUUGAGGUUUGGAAAGCCCAAGCCUUGGGCCUGAGCCCGGGCUUUUAGUAACCGCUCUUUUACUUCUUUUAUGCAGCUGACAAGUCACUAAAGACUGUAUAAUUCUUUGUACAGACUAAAAAGCUCAAUUUUUUCGAGUCAAAUACACAAUAUCCAACUCCUCAUAACCUUAUUAUCAAUACUUCCUGCCAGGGAAAACCUCCCACAUGUGUUGCUGCUGCCGCACUUGCCAAUGCUUCGGCCUUGAUACAAAUUUUCCUUAGUAAGCCUGGGCUCAGGCCCAAGCCGAGGGCUUAGAGCCCGGAGCUUGGGCUCAGGGCUCGGGCUUGGAUUUUGUUAGGCCCAAGCCCUCCUAAGCCGAGCCCAAGCCCGGGCUUCAGGCCAAGCCCGAGCCCGCACAUCACUAGCUACACGUUAACAUUUUGCCCUUGAGUUAUCCG